Messenger RNA from Ochotona princeps (American pika), 1346 nucleotides. RefSeq names its product sodium voltage-gated channel beta subunit 4 (gene SCN4B). Lineage: Eukaryota; Metazoa; Chordata; Mammalia; Lagomorpha; Ochotonidae. Gene Ontology annotation, biological process: regulation of sodium ion transmembrane transporter activity; regulation of ventricular cardiac muscle cell membrane repolarization; cardiac muscle cell action potential involved in contraction. Gene Ontology annotation, cellular component: voltage-gated sodium channel complex; membrane. Gene Ontology annotation, molecular function: sodium channel regulator activity; transmembrane transporter binding. The record is from RefSeq and is a predicted model, not a curated record. The transcript has 5 exons. Bases 237 to 923 code for a protein of 228 amino acids.
UCCGCCUCCUCCUCUCCUCCAGCCGCGGCUCCAGGCGGCGGGCGAGAGCGCCUCCCCCGCCUAGCUCUCCCCCUCCCUCCCCUCGCUCUCUCCCAGCUAACUUUCCCGAGCCCCGACCGGCGGCGCAGAGCUCUCCCGCAACCUAGGGGCCGACUGCAGAACGCUGGAGGAGAGAGCGGCUGUGCGGGAUAGCCCAGCCCCGCGCCCUCCCAGUGCGCUCCGCAGAGGACAGGACGAUGUCCGGGGCUGGGGAUCGAGGCAAAGCCCCGGCGAGAUGGCUGGGCACUGGGCUUUUGGGUGUCUUCCUGCUCCCUGUGGCCCUGUCGCUGGAGGUAUCCGUGGGCAAGGCCACCACCAUCUACGCCGUCAACGGCACGGAGAUCCUGCUGCCCUGCACCUUCUCCAGCUGCUUUGGCUUCGAGAACCUGCGCUUCUGGUGGACCUACAACGCCAGUGAUUCGUACCGGAAGCUCAUUGAAGGACUUGUGAAGAAUGAGAAGUCAGACCCCAAGGUGAUGCUGAAGGACAAUGACCGCAUCUCCCUGGAGGGCACCACCAAGGAGAAGAUGAACAACAUCUCCAUCCUGCUGCGCAGCCUGGAGUUCAGUGACACGGGAAAGUACACCUGCCACGUGAAGAACCCCAAGGAGAAGGACUUCCAGCACCAGGCCACCAUCUUCCUUCAAGUCGUCGAUAAGCUGGAGGAGGUGGAUAACACGGUGACGCUCAUCAUCCUGGCCGUCGUGGGCGGGGUCAUCGGGCUGCUCGUCUUCAUCCUGCUGCUCAAGAAGUUCAUUGCUUUCAUCCUCAAGAAGACCCGGGAGAAGAAGAAGGAGUGCCUGGUGAGCUCCUCCGGGAAUGACAACACAGAAAACGGGCUGCCGGGCUCCAAGGCUGAAGAGAAGCCACCCACCAAAGUGUGAGCCCUGCCGCAGGCCGGGCAGCCACAGGGAGCUGCGCCUCGUGGGGAUGCAGCUGGUCUUUGCACCCCGUCUGUCUGUAGAACCCAUGUGCCUGAGACACCUGCUGCUUGGCUCAAACUGUAGUCUUUCUGGACAGGGAGGAACCGGGGUGUGUCUGUCCUGCCCUACCCCUCCCCAGCCAGGGCUGCUCCCCAGGGACGGAGGCUGGUGGUAGGGUGGGGAUGCCGAGGAAGGACAAGAAGCAGGAAAGCAGGGAUGGACAGACUGCUCUCCCAACAUCUGGGGAGAGGGAGUCUCCCUCCGUCUCCUUGGACUUGGGUUUUCUUCCUAGUUUCCCUGCAAAAGGGGCUGGAGGGAUGGUGAGAACUGACCUAGGAGCUAGCCCUGGAGGUGGUGGGAGUAGGCUGGGGCAGGGACUGCUGG